AUGCAAAGGAACUUCAAAUCCCCAACUUCUGUUCUUCAGUUUGAGAGCAAAAGCAACCCUAUUGUGACUAGAAAUGGGAGUUGUUUUCUAGUUAGGCAUACUCCUCAUCCCAGAAGAGUCUGCCAUAUCAAAGGUUUGAAUAACAUUCCGAUCUGUACUGUGAAUGACGAUGAGCUUGCUCUCGGAGACCUGUAUGGUGUUAGCCAGUUUGACCAGUUAGAGAAGGAUGAGAUACCACUUGCCAAAUGCAAUUAUCCACCGAGUCCUGCUGCCCCAGAGAGUCCUGUCAGAGGAGUGUCACCAGCCCAAAGCAGAGUCAAAAUGCCCCCAAGACCUCAUUCAGAGCCCUGCAGAAAAUUCAAUGAGUGCUUCAAAACUUCCAGUGAAAAUCCCUUAGUAAUUAAAAAGGAAGAAAUUAAGGUUAAAAAGUCACCAUCACCUCCAAAUGCAUGCUAUACUGCUGGAUCCUGCUCUUCAGAGGCAAUGAGCACCAAGGCUGAUGUCAAAGAGAACACUGUUUGCAUACCAAACUAUCUGGAUCAAGAAAUAAAGAUCUUGGCAAAGCUSUGUGACAUUUUACAUACUGAUUCUCUGGCAGAAGUUACACAGUGGCUGCUUCAUGCAAGUACAAAAGAAAAAGAGUGGAUCUCAGCUUUAAUUCAUUCUGAGCUGGCUGAGAUACAUUUAUUGGGUCGCCACAGAAGAAACACCCCAGCRGAACCAGCAGGAGAGACUGGGAAGCCAUCUGCAGUUAAAUCACCCACUAGGAUCAAAUCUCCCCCAAAUUCACCUGCAAAGUCAAAGGUGCUGACUGGAGCUAAGGAUGGAUAUCAACCAACCAGAGCAUCAAGCCAAGAAUCUGCAGGAAAUAAGGAAGUAGCAAAAGGAGCUGAGCACAAGACCCCAUUGUUUAUAAGAAAAAACAACAUGAAAAUACCUAUUACAGAAUAUUUCAGCAAACCAAAGUCUCCUUUCAGGUCUAAUAAUCAGGAGAGUUAUAUUAUUGGGUCAGCAAAACCAAUGUCUGCAAGGAGUAUACAAGGAUACAAUCUUUGUCCUCAAAACUUGUCUUAUCCUUUAACAUACCAAAGGUAG
Messenger RNA from Urocitellus parryii (Arctic ground squirrel), 1095 nucleotides. It is a transcript of the gene C10H4orf17, whose product is annotated as chromosome 10 C4orf17 homolog. NCBI's taxonomy places the organism in Eukaryota, Metazoa, Chordata, Mammalia, Rodentia, Sciuridae. The record is from RefSeq and is a predicted model, not a curated record.